AUGGAGAUCGCACAACGACAAGACGAGCUCAAAGAGAUGGGCUGGAAGCUCAUUACCUGCAGCCCCAGCAUUUUGGGGCGCUUGGACGACAAGGUGAAGUUGACGGAGCUGGCCGAAGAGCUGGGCCUUUCGCAGCACUUCCCCCAGCGCUUCCUGGCAGCGGAGGAGGCAACGUAUCCUUGUAUCUUAAAACCGGGUGCGGGCGAGUUCGGCAGUGGCGUGGAGAUCGUGCACUCCCCGCAGGAGGUCCGGCGGAUCAGUGGUGAGGUCUUGUCGAGCCGUUGGCUCCUACAGGAGAUGGUCACAGGUUGCUACGAGUAUUCCACGUCCUUGUUGGUCUGCGAGGGUGAAAUACUGGAAGUGGCAUGUAUGCGUUAUGAGUACGAUGCAGACGAGUACGUUUGGCCCCGCGUCACUGAGCUGGGCAAAGAGCUCCGAGGCCCACCGGAGGAGCCUACGGAGGAGCAGCUGGACGUGAUGCGACGAUUGGUUCGAGGCUAUUCUGGUUUCAUCAAUUUCAACUACAAGAUCCGCCCGAGCGACGGAGAGAUGUGCAUCAUGGAGGCGCCACGAAUUCAGGGCCCCUUUGCGCCGGGCCCGGGGAGCCACCCCCCGAUAGCAACAUGA
Messenger RNA from Cladocopium goreaui, 627 nucleotides. Lineage: Eukaryota; Dinophyceae; Suessiales; Symbiodiniaceae. The record is from the annotation of a GenBank genome assembly.